Molecule: messenger RNA, 927 nt
Organism: Betta splendens (Siamese fighting fish)
Lineage: Eukaryota; Metazoa; Chordata; Actinopteri; Anabantiformes; Osphronemidae
Product: olfactory receptor 142-like
Exons: 1
Coding region: 1-927 (308 amino acids)
Biological process (GO): G protein-coupled receptor signaling pathway
Cellular component (GO): membrane
Molecular function (GO): G protein-coupled receptor activity; olfactory receptor activity
Source: RefSeq, a predicted model, not a curated record
AUGGAUAAUGAGUCUGAUGUUACGUAUAUAAUUCUUGAUGGGUAUGUGGAGGACCACAAAUACAGAUAUGUUUAUUUUGUGAUCUUGAUUACAGCUUAUGCUCUGAUACUCUGCAGUAAUUCCACUAUUGUGGGUCUGAUCUGGACUCACAGGAGCCUCCAUGAGCCCAUGUACAUCUUCAUUGCAGCUUUGUUAAUCAACUCUGUUCUGUUCAGUUCUACCAUCUACCCAAAGCUUCUGAAGGACAUUUUGUCUGAGACGCAGGUUGUAUUGUUACCAACCUGCCUCUUGCAGUUUUUUAUCAUUUACUUUUUGGCCAGCUCAGAGUUCCUGCUGCUGGCAGCCAUGGCCUAUGACCGAUACGUGUCCAUCUGUCAACCAAUGCUGUAUCCGACCAUCAUGAAGAGAAGCACGGUGAGUGUUUUAUUGGGUUUGACCUGGUUUGUGUCAGCCUGUCACAGCGCUGUACCAGCAAUAAUGAGCGCUGAAACUAAACUGUGCAAUUUCACGAUGAGAGGAAUAUUUUGUAACAAUGCAAUCUAUGAACUUCUAUGUGUACACUCAAGCGUGAUUACUGUUUACGGUGUAGUGGCGUUGGUAGAUCUCGCAGUACUGCCUGUGCUCUUCAUAUUCUUCACGUACACAAAGAUUCUCAUCAUAGCCUUCAACAGCAGCAGAGAAGUCAGGAGAAAAGCUGCCGAGACCUGUUUACCUCACCUGCUGGUUCUGAUCAGCUUCUCCUGUCUGUGUGCUUAUGACAUCAGUGCAGCUCGAAUGGAAUCUAGUUUAUCAAAAACUGUGCGGUUCUUAAUGACAUUACAAACUAUUUUGUACCAUCCUUUGUUUAAUCCUCUCAUAUACGGCCUCAAAAUGAAAGAAAUAUCUAAACACCUGAAAAGGCUGUUCUGUGCAGCCAAACUGAUGUAA